AUGUACAACAGAAUAGGGUCACAGACACCGAGAGGGUCCGGAACCAAUGGCUAUAUCCAGACAAACAAGUUCUUCAUCAAAUCCAAGACCGGCAAGGUCGCCGCCGAGAACUCCAGAGGCUUCGAGGGCGACCAGGGCAUGGCCAAGAAGCCCAACAAAGACAUCCUUCUCAAGCUCCAGAUUGAGCUCCAUCUUGUUGUCCUCGAGGACAAUUUCACCGAUCAGGGCUUCACCAACGUUGAGAUUCCUGACAAGGUCGCCCAGGCCAGGAGGACUCUCGAAGCCACCGCCGCCGCCUCCAAGGACCUUUAUAGCAGUGGUAGCCCUCCAAAACCUGAUAAAAAGAAAAGGCGUCGGAGUAGAAGCAGCAGCAGUGACAAAGAUGAUUAUGAAGUUAAUACAUCGAAAAACAAAGUUGAGAAAUACAAAAAAAAGGGCAGCAGAGGUAUGAUUCAGAAGAAGAUGAUUCUGAAGUUGAUGUUGACAAGAAGCAGAAGGUUGAAAAGAAGCAUAGUAAAAGCCGAAACAAUAGAGCUGAUGAUUCUGUUACCAGUGGUGAUGUGGAGGCCAGAUCCAGAAACGAAAUUAAGAAAUCUAAACGACCCCGUAGGAGGCAUGAUUCAGAUGAAGAUCGAUGAUGUUGACAAGAAGAGGAAGGUUGUAAUGAAGCAUAAUAAGACUAGAAACGAUGAUACUGAUGAUGAUUCUGCUGCCAGUGAAGAUGCCGAGGAUAGAUCCACAAAGGAAGUCUAG
Rosa chinensis is the source of this 753-nucleotide messenger RNA. Its product is annotated as pre-mRNA-splicing factor CWC21-like. The record is from RefSeq and is a predicted model, not a curated record. The transcript is spliced from 2 exons. Lineage: Eukaryota; Viridiplantae; Streptophyta; Magnoliopsida; Rosales; Rosaceae. Bases 1 to 753 code for a protein of 250 amino acids.